Archocentrus centrarchus (flier cichlid) is the source of this 2180-nucleotide messenger RNA. Its product is annotated as transforming growth factor beta-1-induced transcript 1 protein. The transcript is spliced from 12 exons. NCBI's taxonomy places the organism in Eukaryota, Metazoa, Chordata, Actinopteri, Cichliformes, Cichlidae. The record is from RefSeq and is a predicted model, not a curated record. The coding region runs from base 188 to 1615 and encodes 475 amino acids.
GGACGCCCUCCUCCUCCUCUUCCUCCUCCUCCUCUUCUCUUGGCGGAUAACGGUGCCCAAGAAGUUAUUCAGGACCGACGCAGACAAUAGCGCCGAGACCUUCUAGUUCUGAUCCACGGCCAUCACUACUGAUUAAUGGUGUCUGCGCUGUGUCACAAAGAAGGAAACAGUCGGCUGAGAUCAUAUCAUGGAGGAUUUGGGAGUGCCUGAGCCGCUUAACUACCCUCUCAGUCCUCGUAUUGUUGUGUUUGAUGCCCUCCUUGCUGAUCUGGAGAACACCAGCUCUCCUUUACCACGGUGUCCCGUCCUGCUCACCUCUGACCCUCCGCAAAAUGCCGAUCCCACCACCCAGGACCCAGCCCAGACCCGGCCACCGCCACCUGCCUAUACCCCACAGCAGACUGUUUCUUCAGCAAUGAAGACCUCACAGAACUCCAACCCAGACAAAUUAUACAGCACAGUGUGUAAACCGCGCUCUCCCCGAAGCACAGAUCCUCCUCCAGCCUUCUCUUCCUCCUCGCUGCUAGGGGGAGGUCUGAGUGAACUGGAUCAUCUGCUACAGGAACUCAAUGCUACCCAGUUUAACAUCACAGAUGAGAUCCUGGCUCAGUUCCCUUCUUCUAAGAAAGAUGAGAGGGAUAAGGUCAAGGAUAAAGCCCCAACCUCCUCCUCCAGCUCUGCAAAGCCUUCCGCAACAUCAGCCACACUGGAACUGGACAAGCUGAUGGCGUCUCUGUCUGACUUCAGAGUCCAGAGCACACCAGCUGCGCCCAUCACUCCAGCGGUUACAGCAUCGCAGCAGCCCGCCGCCCCUCCACAGCCUUCAUCUGGAGGCUCGCUGGACAGCAUGCUGGGGCUCCUCCAAUCAGACCUGAGCCGACAAGGAGUGCAAACAUCCUCUAAGGGAAACUGUUCAGCCUGUCAAAAGCCAGUAGUAGGACAGGUGGUGACAGCUCUGGGGAAAGUGUGGCACCCCGAGCACUUUGUGUGCACUGAGUGUGAGACAGAGCUGGGCAGUCGCAACUUCUUUGAGAAGGACGGACGGCCGUACUGCGAGCCGGACUACUUCACCCUGUUCUCCCCUCACUGUGCACACUGCAACAAACCCAUACUAAAUAAAAUGGUCACAGCUCUGGACAAGAACUGGCACCCAGAGUGUUUCUGCUGCGUAAAGUGCAGCCGCGCCUUUGGAGAGGAAGGUUUCCAUGACCGUGAGGGCCAGCAGUACUGCCAGCAGUGUUUCUUGACUCUGUUUGCUUCCCGCUGUCAAGGCUGCAGCCAGCCCAUUCUGGAAAACUACAUCUCAGCUCUGAACUCUCUCUGGCACCCACAGUGCUUUGUAUGUAGGGAAUGCUACAGCCCUUUCGUCAACGGCAGCUUUUUCGAACAUGAGGGCAAGCCGCUGUGCGAGGCCCACUACCACCAGUCCCGCGGCAGCGUGUGUCAGGCCUGCCAGCAGCCCAUCCUGGGCCGCUGCGUCACCGCCAUGGGGGCCAAAUUCCACCCGCAUCACCUCGUGUGUCACUUCUGCCUGAAGCCACUGAGCAAAGGCUGCUUCAAGGAGCAGGAGAACAAGCCCUACUGCCACCCCUGCUUCAUCAAGCUCUUUGGUUGAGGGCCCAGCAGGUCUUAGCCAGUUCUCAGUUCUCUUUUUAUUAUUUUUUUUUUAUACUGUGGGAGUGAGGGUGGAGCUGGACUCUGUAAAUUUUUAAGAAUAUCUGAGUCAGCAGAGAGAAGAGGAGGAAGAAAGAAUCAUCCAGCCCAACUCAUUUUAUUUUGAAAAUGGACCACAUUUGGACUGGCAGUAUGAACUCACAUUUUAUUAUUGGUUAGAAAAAAAAAAAUCAUGUAUGUAAACAUUUUACAUACUGCAUUCAUUCAAAUUGAAUACUGAGAAUUACACUUUGCUGCCAGGUGUUAAAAAGAAGGCAUAAAUGUAUUCAUCAAUUCAGAAUUUGUACUGUUGUGCAAGGAAAUCCCCUUUAAUAUAUUUGCUUUGUAAUGCAAAAAGUAACCAUGUCACUGCAACUGCAUUUUUUUAAUAUUGUAUGCUGACUGCUACGUGUGUUUAUAGGAAACAAACUGAAUUAUCAUGUGUUUAAAAUGAGAUUUUUUUCUUUUGCAUUAUUCAUUCACUAUUGCGCUAUGCAAAAUGCCAAAAACAAUUCCAAAGAAUAAAA